Molecule: messenger RNA, 2101 nt
Organism: Dunckerocampus dactyliophorus (ringed pipefish)
Lineage: Eukaryota; Metazoa; Chordata; Actinopteri; Syngnathiformes; Syngnathidae
Gene: tmem17
Product: transmembrane protein 17
Exons: 5
Coding region: 202-750 (182 amino acids)
Biological process (GO): non-motile cilium assembly
Cellular component (GO): ciliary transition zone
Source: RefSeq, a predicted model, not a curated record
UUUGUGAGUCAGAAUUUUUAUAAAUGCGAGUCUUUCCAAACAAAUGCGUUUUUACCCCUACUUAUUAAAGAUACAUGUAAAGUAUGUCCAUAAAAAAAGUUUCCUGGUUGCUAUGGAGACGACAGCAGCUAUGUGAGAGCAGGAAGUAAGGGUGCGAGGGUCUCGUCUCCUUUUUGUUUGCCUUACAUCGCAGUUUAAACGAUGGACUUACCAGAAACUCUCCGAAGACGCUUGGAAGACUUUUCUCGUAAUGUCUUUGUGGACCAGAAUCAGCCUCCGUCGAAGGAGCGAAGCACGUCUUCAGCGCACGACCGGCGCGUUCUGUCCAGCCUGCCCCUCCAGAUGUCUCUGUUCUUUAACAUGUGGUUCUUCCCCCUGUGGUGGAUCAGCGAGACUGUCAUGUUGCACCUCAAAUACUCUGCUUUGCCUGACUACUACAAGUUCAUCCUGGUGACGGUCCUCAUCCUGAUGACUUUGAUUGAGGCCAUUAGACUCUAUCUUGGUUAUGUGGGGAACCUGCAUGAAAAGGUGGCAGAGUUGGCUGGAUUUUGGCUGCUGAGCAUCCUGCUGCAGUUGCCGCAAAUCCUCUUUCAGCUCUUCAACGAAGGCAUCCUCAUACAGCCUCUGGAAAGAGGCGUUCACAUCGUUCUGGCUCUUUUCAUCCUCACUCAGGCCAUCGUUGGUUUUGUGGCUUUACGGGACUUGGUCAGACACACAGAAAGUCAAUUCCAUCUCCGUCAGUUUGACUGAAACAUCCGCUUAUCAACUUCCUGUCACAGCACUUCAUGCUGCCAAGACGCUAGGCCAGGGGUGUCCAAAGUGCGGCCCAGGGGCCAUUUGCAGCCCACAGCUGUUUUUUUAUUGGCCUGCGGUGCAUUCUAAAAAAUAUACAAGAAGAAAAACAGCAAAAAUGGAAAAAUCAGCAGUAAGUUUUAAAAAUGAAGAGGAAAAAAGUUGUAAUCUAACGAGAACAAGUCGUAUUUUUACAAGAAUAGCGUCGUUUAUGAGGAAAAAUAUCAUUUUUGUAGAACAUAUGUGUCAAACUCAGGGCGCAGCAAUUUCAUCCAUUUGCGGCCCGCAGCUAUUUUUUUUAUUGGCCCACAGCACAUUCUAAAAAUAGAAUUUAACAAGAAUAAAAAAAAAAAAAAAAUACAGCAAAAAUUUAAAAAAAUCGGCUGUAAUUUUACAAGAAUAGAGUCAAAAAUAUGAAGACAAAAAUUUGUAAUCUAACGAAAAACAUUUAAUUUGACAAGAAUAACGUUGCAGUAUGAUGAGGAAAAAUAACAUCCUUUUAGGAGCAUAAAGUUGAAAUAUUAAAGACGUUUUCUUGAAUGAAAAACAAAACAACAAAGUUGGAUAAUUACUGUAGGUUGCGGAAAAAUGUUAUGUCACAUGAAUAAAGUUGAAAUAUGAGAAUAAGUCAGAACAAGUCUGAGAAGAAAAUCUACACGAACAAUGUUGAAAUAGUUGGAAAAUUGAAUUAAAAAAAACAGCAGAAAUGGAAGAAACAGCCGUAAUCCUACAAUAAUAAAGUCAAAAUAUUAAUAUUAAAAUAUUAAUAAAAUAUUAAGAGAAAAAUGUCGUAUUCUAACGAGAGAGUCCUAAUUUUACGAGAAUGCACUUAUAAUAUUAUGAGGAAAAAUAGUUUUUCUAUUUUGUAGCAUAGUGGAAAUACUAAAGAAUAUUUUUUUUUUUUUAAGUCAACAAAAAAGUUGUAAUUUUAGGAAAAGUUAUAUUAUGGGAGUAAAGUAAACGUAUUACAAAAAGAAAAAAGAUUAUUGAACAAUAAAUUUGAAAUAUUUGGAAAAUAAAAAAAAAAACACACACAAAGAGGGAGCAAAGAGCGAAGUUUGGUUUUUAACCUACAUCACAAAGCUGAGGUGGACUUUUUUUCUUGAAAUAUGUGCAACCCGUUGUUUGACAAAAUAUCAAAGUGGCCCUCGCUUGAAAACGUUCGGACACUCCUGUUGUAGGCACAAUGUGUCACUUUUGUUUUGUAAAAAGUAAAACAGAAAAAUAUUUAUUUUUGUAUUUUUGCCAGCAUAUUUCAUUUGAGAUUGUACUGUUGUUUGUACAAAACAUUAAAACAGUAUGUAUUCAC